This is a messenger RNA of Nematostella vectensis (starlet sea anemone), 4885 nucleotides long. RefSeq lists its product as uncharacterized. The transcript is spliced from 4 exons. NCBI's taxonomy places the organism in Eukaryota, Metazoa, Cnidaria, Anthozoa, Actiniaria, Edwardsiidae. The coding region runs from base 105 to 1778 and encodes 557 amino acids. The record is from RefSeq and is a predicted model, not a curated record.
AGUUUUAUCUGUUGCAGUUAUUCUCUCUUCCUUCCCCAUCUCUGGGGUCGGUACCAAUCGCGAUCACAACAUUACAAACUCCCCGUAAGGGAAACUCAACCAUUAUGGACCUUCUAAGGUGCUUUAACUGUCACCACAAAAGUCCAUCACACGAGAACUUUUUCAACAUCAGUGAAAUUCACAAAUCGAUAACCACAAAGGAGCGUACCAAACCAGACAUCGACAACGAUGAUAAACAAGAUGGCGGUGACACUUCGGAUUGUGUUCACAUUGUGUGUGCUGAUUGCAUCUACGACAGACCCCAAACUUGUGUGAGUUGCUCAUCUAAGUUUCCUCUAUGUAUGUUCAAAGUCCUGGAGUGGUUUAACCCGAUGGAAAGUCGAAUUUGCAUCGAUUGUUCUGCGUACAGUGAGUCGACUAAGUUACUUCAAGAAGGGUUUAGUUUUCCAGGGCUCGUUCACCAGUGCUUUCGAUGUCAUCGUUUUAAGUAUUUACCAUCAUUUGUUGGCUCAUCCAAGCUUUCAAUGGACGAGGUUCCCCGUGAGUGUAUUGAAUGUCAGCUUAAAGGCGAUAUAGUUCAAUAUAAGAAGCAACUACAUCAGCGUUACGAAACGAAACUUCGUGAGGACCCAGCUCUCGGAAGUGAACACAAAACACAAACUAUGGCGAGUCCCGCUGUUAGAAGUUACGCAUCUGUUGUUACAGAAGGCUCUACGAAUCGAAUUUCUAAUCCGCCAAGCUCAGAAGACAGUCAGAGCGACGAAGACGAAGCUAAGUCAAUAGAAAUUCCGCUUUCACCAGUAACAAAGCUAACAACUUUCAGCGCAAAUUUGAACGAAUUCUUUUGUGAAGUUGUUCUAAAGGCUCUAAAAACCUCAUUCCACCAUCUAGAAGAAAAGACUAGACUAGAACUUAAACUGGCCCAACUCGAUCCAGAACUUUUGCACACAAUACUUCGUGACAAGUUAAUCAGGGUGUCGCACAAGUUCUCAAAGCAAGGGACCCAGCAGACGCUAUUUGACGAUGCAGAGUCCCGCUGGGCGUAUGUUGGGACGUACACAGCAGCCCAUGCUAGCCUGGUGAUGGCUACACUACAUAGUGCCUGCUUCCCACCUCUUGAUAAAUUCCUCCAUGAAAAUAAGAAGAGCAAGAGGACUCAUGUGUGCUGUCUUGGGGCUGGCCCUGGCAGCGAGAUCCUUGGCCUGAGCCAGUUCUUCCCGUCAGAUACGGAGUGGCUGUUGCUGGAUAAUUGUGGGGACUGGGAGCACCUUGCCCACACCCUACUGACAGAGUCGCUUGGUGUGCCCUUCAAGUACGGGACUGUAGAUGUGUCAUGCCGGCUACCACCCAACAAGUCUCCACACAUCUCGCCCAGCACAACCUACAGAAAGGCCAAGCUCUUCAUGUUUGUCAAGUUCAUUUCUGCAGUGCAGAAUCUUCCUGGCACCUACAAGUACCUGGCUGACCUACUGCGGCGAGCAAGCCCAGGAAGCCUCUUUCUCUUCAUAGACAAUGCUCAUAUCCAGACAAAAAAGUUCAUUGAGGACCUGGUCUUUCCCAGAGGGAAAUACUACGACCAUGGGGACUUCAAAGAGAAUGAGUUUUACACACUCUAUACCACAUAUGCUGAGUUGAAAUCUGAAGGUGAUGAUGCAGUGCGGUCGUCGCUGCUGUCUGAGUGGGUAGGGUAUAUUUCAUACUGGUGUGAUAGAUGGCCAAUGCUGGAUCUCAGAGUUAAUGUCCUUCUGGCUGUCAAAAAAGGCAUUCCAAGAAGAUAAGGUAUCAAGGCUGAUGGGUAAUUUAUUUAUUAUGUUUAGCAAUACUUUACAUUGAAAUUCAGGUAACAGAAUUGUUCUGCAUACUGGGCAACCAUGCUUUUCUUCCUGCUUGGUCUCAUGUUAUUUCAAUGUGCUCAGACACAUAGCAAUUGCACAAGUAAAUCAGGUACCACAGUGAGAAAAGAAUGAAUUCGGAUAGUAAGGUAUAUACUAUACCUAUUUGAAACAGUUUUGUGUAAUGUAUUGCUAGAAAUAUUGUUCCAGAACCCUUGAGGUAAGCUUGAGGUUUAUGAAAUUUUGUCCCAAGCUUAGCCAUGACUUAGAGAUGUUCAAGGCUGUGGGAACAGGUAAAACUAAAGACUUUUUUUUCACUUUUAUUUUAGAAGUAGUGAGCUCAAGGGUGUCAUUGACUAGAGUGACUUUUUAGAGUGACAUUUUAUGGGGAAAUGGGGGCAUGGACACUCAUGAUCAAAUCUUGUCUGCCAUGUAUUUGAUCAGAUGUCUACCCUGGAUACCACAGGCUUGUGAUGGCUCUAAGCAUGCAGCACAUGCUAGUACCAAGUUUGUUGCAUCCUCAGUGACCACAAGCCGUGGUUCCCAGUUCAUCUGAGCCCUGCUGCUGGUUAAUUCUAGCUGUUAGGGACAUCCACGUAUACACCUUUCAUAAAAGGUUGUCAGUGCCAACAGCAAGUGACAAUUGCCAAAUGACAGUUCUAGGACAGAAAGGUGCUUAUGGGUGGAAAUAAUUUAGGAGAAUAAUGGUUGCAAAUGAACUUAGUGAUGCUAGAACCAAACAUUUAAUUACCUUUAAAAGAUAAUGCUUGGAUCCAUGGAACCUUUGGGUCAUAAAACUGUCAUUUGUCAAUCGCCAUGUGCUGUUUGCGCUGACAGCCUUUUUUUAAAUAGUGUAUAAUCUAUCUUUAUUCACGGAGAUGCAACAAAGUAUUAAAGGUAUGUGUGCAAAAGGAAAUGUAAAACCAAAUUGUUCAUACCCAAAGUGAUCAGUUCAGUUGUUUGGAGAAGAAAUGUUAAAUUGUUAAUUUAUUAAUUAUAUAUUUUAUCCAUGUUGAUCAUGUUAGAUUUUCCAUAUGCUGAUAUUGUAAAUUUUGUACAAAUUUAAGAGUCGGGAUUUAGUUGAUAGUUCAGGUCAUGUUUUUUUACAGUAUGAGAGUGCUGAUAUUCUGCACUUUCAUAAGCUUAUUAAUGGUUUAUUUUGCAUUUCGGUUUUGUUGGGUUAUAAAUGUGAUUAAUCACAUCUUUGGCAACUACACAGACAGUGACAGGCAACUAGACAAACAUUUUGGCACUUUAUCAAGCAAACUAUUAUACUUUUAAGAAUGUUUUUUUAUACUUGUCAACCUGAUUGGUGAUAUAUUUGUGUUUUUUUUAGUGAAAAUCCAUACCUCUUCGAUUCUAAAUUUCUAUAGCUUUUCAAACCAAAUACAAAUAAGCUCAAAUAAUGAAAAGGAUUUUCAGAUAUAAGCAUUUUGUCUUUUUUGUAACAGAACUUUCAAAAAUCAGACUUUUGUGUGAACAGAAAGUUCGUGAAAAUUGAUUAAGUUUUAUAAGGGGAAAAAAGAAAAAAAACUGUUUUGAUUAGGGCAAAAAAGAAACUCUUUAAAAGAGAUCAUUGAUAAUUUAUGGCUCUAAGCCAAAAGAUAUAACGUCUUGCUAUAUUUUGUUGCUAUCAAUAUCACCUAUUUUUACUUCCUGCUGUUUUUACCUCAUCCAGUCACAGUAGAGUUAUAACAUAUCUGAAACGUGCCAAUUGUUCAAUCUUUAAACACGAGGUUCUGCUAUCAAAGGGAAAGCUCCUCCCACCACCAGAACACUGCUACGCUAGCAGUCACAAAGUCUCGUGUAAUAUCGCUUAUCUCUCGAACCUCAGUCAGCUGGAAUAAAAAUAUUUUUGCGUAGGUAACAAUAGAGGUGAUUGAUAAAUUAGUGAUUUGCUGUCCACUGACGUUUUGGGUGCAAAUUGUAAAUUUUUGCGCUAUCCAGAAUCUAAUGUAUCUGCAUAAAAUAUUCUCAUCCUGUGAUGAAAAUGCUCGUAUUUUAGAGCAAACACAGCUUGGUCUAGCAUUAUAUUACUAUAAAUAGAAAAAAAAUUCAGUGGACAAGUCUAGGACUGUAAUUUGGUUUAGAAUAUGUAAUUUAAAUUUAGCUCAUUGACGGCUGAUUGAUAACUUAUUGUUUUUGAGCCCAGGGGUGGGAGGAGCUUUACCACCGGUACCUUGUGUUUAAGGAACUGGGGAAAUCGAGGGACUAUACUCAAGGUGAAGCAAUCAAUUUCAUACGUUUUUAAAGCAAACAAUGAAAUAUAUUUUAUUUUAUGCAUUACAUAAGUCAAAGAGCAACUGGACAUAAGCUGAAUGGCCUUCUUUGGAAGCCUAGUCCAAUUAUAUCACUUAUGCAGCCAUUCUCAAAGGUGGGGAUUUCAUUGCUGGUUGGUUAGGGCAAUGACCUUGAUAUGGUGCAAAGUAACGUUCACCUGCAAUAAUCUUUCUAUUAUUAUUAUUGUGCCUCAGCUUGCAAGAUUUGCCAACAGCCAGUGCCGCAUUAAAAGAGGCUUAUCUAUCACUGUGUUGUAAUGUGGGUGUUUUUUAGGCAUGGCCAUAGCAAGGGGUGAGGGACCGGGCGCCAGGCAAAUGACCAGUACGGACCUUCCAAUACACGUAGUUUUUUUGUAUCGUGCCACCCCUCCCUACAGCUCUUAUGGGUGUGUCAUGUGUAAUGUCUGCAUAACUUACAAUAAUAAACUAGACAAGCCUCUUCCACAGGCAUCUCCAUCGGAUAAAGAAAAGAUAAGAAAGGUUUUCCUUUUCUAGAUCUGGGCACCCUAGUAUUCAAGGGAAUACGAGACCGAUUGAGAAUGGGAAGGAAAAAAAACUCCCUUCUUUUUUCUUCUCCCUCCCCAUACAUAUUUUUUUCUAAUUAUCCACAGGAGGCCCACAAUAUUUUUUCGCUUUUCGGAUUGAGAUGGUUGUGAAGGACAAUGUUAAUUGUCAAGUACUUGAUGCCUGCGCUUGUGUACGUGAAUUCCACCUCUGUACAUAUAAUUGGAUAUUUUUAACCAUUCUUAUUUAAUAAAGCAUCCUACUCACUAA